AUGUCACCUUCUCCGAACCCGUCGACGCCUCAGGCUUCUGGGAAACGCAAGCGUAGCUCUGCCGCGGCGGACAGCAUUGCCAACUCCAACAUCAAUACCGCACACCUCGACCCCGUCGACGCCGCCAUCAUGAACCAGGACCAGUUCAUCCAGACCGAGUCCCGCGACGCCUCGGCUGAAGAGGGCGAUGCCACCGCUGCCGAGUCUUCACGUCACAGAAAGACCGGCUCUGCCAGUAGUAGCCACCCGCCUAGUAAGCGCCAGCGCUCCAACGACGACCAGCCCUCAGAAGCUCCCGCCGCCGCCCCCGAUGCGAUAGAGCAGGCCCAGGCUAUCGAUCCCGGCGAGCCCAGUGAUACCACCGAAGCCAGCGAUGACAUUGCCGAAAGAGUCACCCGCAAGAGCAGCCGCAAGGCCACGGCCGGUCAGAACAAUGGCAGCGAAGACGGAGAGACAGGUGGCUACCCAAUAAUAUCCAAGGGCCCGGCAAUGGCACCACCGCCCAUUGGAAAGCUUACCCAUCCCGUGGGAUACAAGACGAACGAUCCUCCUGUGGGGAGGCCAGUCAGAGUGUAUGCGGAUGGUGUCUUCGAUCUGUUCCAUCUUGGACACAUGCGCCAGCUCGAGCAGGCAAAGAAGGCCUUCCCCGAAGUUUACCUCCUUGUGGGCGUGACAGGCGACGAGGAUACACACAAGCGCAAGGGCUUGACCGUUUUGUCAGGCAAGGAGCGUGCCGAGACCGUCCGGCAUUGCAAGUGGGUGGAUGAGGUUAUUGAGGACUGCCCCUGGAUUGUCACACCAGAGUUCCUAGAGGAACACAAGAUUGACUAUGUUGCCCACGACGACAUUCCCUACGGUGCUGACGAGGGCGACGACAUUUAUGCGCCUAUCAAGGCGGCUGGCAAGUUCCUGGUUACGCAACGGACAGAGGGUGUCAGCACCACUGGUAUUAUCACCAAGAUCGUCCGCGAUUAUGAAAAGUAUAUUGCCCGUCAAUUCAAGCGCGGCGCGUCGCGUCAAGAGCUCAACGUCAGCUGGUUAAAGAAGAACGAGCUUGACCUGAAGCGUCAUAUCCAGGAUCUGCGUGACAAUAUCCGCAGCAACUGGGCUACGACCGGACAGGAGCUUAGCAAGGAGCUGCGCCAGUUCUGGCCGUCUAGUCGGCCCCAGAGCCCAAGCCCUUCUGGGUUCCCCCGACUGCCUCCACAGUUGAUGGCUAUGGCGCAGAACGGCGGUAGCAGCGCCGAUGUUUCGAAUGCUACCAGUCCCAGCCCUCUUGGUCUGGCUUCAGGAUCCGCGCAAGCUGGUCCCUCCAACUUGGCGCCCAAGAGCCCGACACAGGCUGCUGCGCAGGCGGCAGGAAACGUAAACGAUUUCAUUACGGGCUAUACCCUUGGGCUGGUCGGUGGUGUGCGAUCUUGGCCGGACCCGGGGCCGAACCAGGAAGACGGUAGCCGGGCACCCAGCGAUGAUGACUCUGAAGAGGGUGACAACAAGAGAAGUAGCGAGAAGCAGAGGUCCAACGUCCCGGCUGGCUCCGGUACGGCUUCGGCCUCGGCUUCUACCAGCCGUGCUUAG
Molecule: messenger RNA, 1578 nt
Organism: Sordaria macrospora k-hell
Lineage: Eukaryota; Fungi; Ascomycota; Sordariomycetes; Sordariales; Sordariaceae
Source: RefSeq, a predicted model, not a curated record